UGAUUUUAUAUAUUAUAAAAGCUACUAUAAAAAAUCCUAUAAUCUGUAUAAUACUCAUUUUAUUAAAGUUUUAUUUUAUGUUAAUAGUACAUUGUCUGAACUGGCAUAUAAGAGGUUGUGAAACGCAUGGCCGCCGUAAACUCUGGGCCCUUGAGUGUCAUGUGUGAUGCACAUGGUCCUUGAGUGUCAUGUGUGAAGCGCAUGGCUCCUAAAGCUUCAUGUGUGAAACACAUGGCUCCUGCAGCAUCAUGUGUGGAACAUCUGGCCCCUGGAGUUUCACUUGUGGAAUGCAUGGCUCCUGGAGAAACCCAUGGCCCCUUCAGCAUCAGGUGUGAAACUCAAGGCCUCUGGAGUGUUAUGUGUGAAACUCAUGGCCCCUGCAUCAUCACGUGUGAAACUCAUGGCCCCUGCAGUGUCACAUGUGAAACUCAUGGCCUCUGCAUCAUCACAUAUGAAACUCAUGGCCCCUUCAGCAUCACAUGUGAAACUCAUGGCCCCUUCAGCAUCACAAGUGAAACUCAUGGCCCCUGCAUCAUCACAUAUGAAUCUCAUGGCCCCUGCAACAUCAUGUGUGAAACUCAUGGCCCCUGCAUCAUCACAUAUGAAACUCAUGGCCCCUGCAACAUCACGUGUGAAACUCAUGGCCCCUGCAUCAUCACAUAUGAAUCUCAUGGCCCCUGCAACAUCACGUGUGAAACUCAUGGCCCCUGCAUCAUCACAUAUUAAACUCAUGGCCCCUGCAUCAUCACAUAUGAAACUCAUGGCCCCUGCAUCAUCACGUGUGAAACUCAUGGCCCCUGCAUCAUCACAUAUGAAACUCAUGGCCCCUGCAUCAUCAUGUGUGAAACUCAUGGCCCCUGCAUCAUCACGUGUGAAACUCAUGGCCCCUGCAUCAUCAUCACAUAUGAAACUCAUGACACCUGCAUCAUCAUCACAUAUGAAACUCAUGGCCCAUGCAUAAUCACGUGUGAAACUCAUGGCCCCUGCAUCAUCACAUAUGAAACUCAUGGCCCCUGCAUCAUCAUGUGUGAAACUCAUGGCCCCUUCAGCAUCAUGUGUGAAUCUCAUGGCCCUGCAGCAUCACAUGUGAAACGCAUGGUCCCUGCAGCAUCACAUGUGAAACACAUGGCCCCAAGAGUGUCAUGUGUGAAACACAUGGCCCCUGCAGCAUCACGUGUGAAACUCAUGGCCCCUGCAGCAUCAUGUGUGAGACUCAUGGCCCCAAGAGUGUCACGUGUGAAUCACAUGGCCCCCUGCAGAAUACAUUCUGAACAUACAUGUACAUGUAUUGUUAAAGAAAGCUAAGAAACCACUGGAAAGAUAUAGGGAAGUUAUAAAAACUAAUUGCUCCAUACCCUAACAAUUUGAUCUCUUAAACUUUUUUUUAACAAUUUUAUUUGCAUCUUAAUGGUUUCAACCUUCUGUCUGCAGAUAAUUCUCAUUCAACAGAGGCUUGACAAUGAUUAAUGAUUGAAUAUGUAUGCAUAGCAUCAUUGGCUGGUGUACGAGAAUGACUUCAGACCAAUCAGACGAAAGCAAUCUUUAUCUUAACUUUGUUCAGGUUUUGUUUAAGUUUUAUUCAUAACAUUUGGAUUAAUAUGUACAAACAAGUAAGAUUGAAUUGUUUUGUGAAGUCUUGGACAUAUCAAUGAAAAAUUGCGAGUAUGCACUGGUAAAUCUAGUUCUAUAAUUAUGAGUAUGUGCUGGUAGAUCUAGUUCCAUGAUUAUAAGUAUGUGCUGCUAGAUCUAGCUCCAUAGUUAUAAGUAUGUGCUGGUAGAUCUAGUUCCAUGAUUAUAAGUAUGUGCUGGUAGAUCUAGUUCCAUAGUUAUAAGUAUGUGCUGGUAGAUCUAGUUCUACAAUUAUGAGUAUGUGCUGGUAGAUCUAGUUCCAUGAUUAUAAGUAUGUGCUGCUAGAUCUAGCUCCAUAGUUAUAAGUAUGUGCUGGUAGAUCUAGUUCCAUGAUUAUAAGUAUGUGCUGCUAGAUCUAGUUCCAUGAUUAUAAGUAUGUGCUGCUAGAUCUAGUUCCAUAGUUAUAAGUAUGUGCUGGUAGAUCUAGUUCCAUGAUUAUAAGUAUGUGCUGCUAGAUCUAGUUCCAUGAUUAUAAGUAUGUGCUGCUAGAUCUAGUUCCAUAGUUAUAAGUAUGUGCUGGUAGAUCUAUUUCUAUACUGAGAGUUUAAAGCGAAAAAGUACCAAGUCAUAAUGAAUGAAAAAGCCGAUAGAAACCUUUCGCCUUUACUCAUCGGUACAGACAAAAUUUGCUUGUUAGAUUUUAAAUGCUUAUAAGUGGCUUAAGAAAUAUCAAUGUGGCACUAUAGUCAUUGGGGGAAAAUGCAGAUUUGAGUGUUUAUUUGAAAGAAGUAUUUUUAUGAACAGCAUUAAAAUGUAUUGUUAUAUGACUAAUUAUAAUUUGUUGAAACUCAUCUGUUUUCUGAUGAUCAGUUAUGUUUGAAAUUAUUUAGAUUUUUAUUUGAUUAACUAAUAAUAAUUUUUGAUUUAACAAAAAAAAUAUGUUUGUGAUGGCUCUUUGUAUCGAGUCUAUUGGCUGGGUAGCCAGUUAUCUCACUUGUUUCAGAGUUUGCCUUUGUUUUAAAAGCUCCGUGAAUUGGCCCUUGUACCGAAUUAUUUAGACUGAAAUAAAAAUAUAAGAUUUGGAAUAUUUUUGUUUUGGUAGUAAUCAUAAAACUGAAAGAAA
Messenger RNA from Mya arenaria, 2692 nucleotides. Its product is annotated as helicase SRCAP-like. The transcript has a single exon. Lineage: Eukaryota; Metazoa; Mollusca; Bivalvia; Myida; Myidae. Bases 311 to 961 code for a protein of 216 amino acids. The record is from RefSeq and is a predicted model, not a curated record.